AUGUCGGUCGUCACUCGUCCAUUCACCUGGUUCUAUCAUGAGUUCGGGGUGGUUUCGAUAGCCACGACAGGCCGAAAUGCAUAUCUCAUCAUCCUGUCCCGUGCUUUGCGCAUGUUCGCCUAUGGAACGAACACGCUCAUACUUGCAUUAUUCUUCAACGAGCUUGGCUUCACGGAUUCCAGGAUAGGGUUGUUCAUGACCCUGACGCUAGCUGGGGAUGUUGUUCUUGGGACCUUUCUCACCCUCAUUGCGGAUCGGGUGGGGAGACGAAAGAUUCUGUUUGGAGGAAGCUUCCUGAUGGUGCUAACUGGAAUCAUCUUCGCCUCUUUUGAAAACUUCUGGAUACUGCUCUUUGCGGCUGUCAUAGGAGUCGUGAGUGCCACGGGCGCAGACUUUGGACCAUUUCGAUCGAUCGAGGAGAGUAUUCUCUCCCAGCUCACCACUCCCAAGACGAGAUCGGACGUCUUGGCUUGGUAUGUGACGAUAUCUGCCGUGGGAUCCUCGGUUGGCGCGGAAAGCUCUGGUCGGAUCAUCGAGUAUCUUCGCGGCAAAGACGGCUGGUCUUUGGGGAAUGCUUACCAUGCUCUCUUCUGGAUCUACGCGGUAAUGGGACUUGUCAAUGCGGGACUCGUCUUACUUUUGACAGAGGAAUGCGAAGCCGAUGCAAAGCAGGAAGAAUCAUAUGCCCAAGUCUCGCAAGAAGAACAUACACAAACCUCACCAGAAGAACACGAAGAUGGUGUUGAGAUGACAAACGGUAGCCAUCGCACCACCAAUCCCCAGGAUAUCCUUCCGGAAGCUCCGCUCGCUCCGUCAUCACAGUCUCGAAUCCGAACAUGGAUUACACGAUGGAUGGGACCAAUUUCGAAUUCAACCCUAGCAAUCGUGUACAAACUUUGGAUUCUGCUGGCGAUCGACUCCCUGGCUGACGGAAUGGUCCCAUAUUCCCUCACAACCUACUAUCUGGAUGGCAAAUUUCACCCUUCGAAAUCCACCCUCGGAGACAUCACUUCGGUCAGUUAUUUCCUCACUGCAAUCGGUGGUAUCUUUGCUGGACCAACAGCAAAGAAGAUUGGGCUGGUCAAUACUAUGGUGUUUACACAUCUCCCUUCCUCAGCAGCAGUCUUGAUCUUUCCAUUUCCCAAUAUAUUCUGGAUGGCAGCACUUCUUCUCUUCAUUCGCGCUGGAUUGAACAAUAUGGAUCAAGCUCCUCGAGCAGCUCUCAUUGCUGCUGUGGUGAAGCCACAGGAAAGAACAGCUGUAAUGGGCAUCACGAGUAUGCUUCGAACGCUGGCUGCUACUACAGGUCCGAUGGUCACCGGUUUCCUCGCGGCAGGAGAUCGUUUCUGGAUUGCAUUUGUUGCUGGAGGUGCGUUCCGGAUCACGUAUGAUGUGGGACUUUUCAUUGCCUUCAAGAAUAUCAAACUUCAUCGGUAUGAAACGACGCAAGAGGUUGGACCUGUAGAGGGAGAUUUUUCUUUGCAGGGAGAUAGUGAUGAUGACGAUUAUCAUGGCGAGGAUGAUCACGAGGCGCUGAAGUAA
Messenger RNA from Ramularia collo-cygni, 1542 nucleotides. Its product is annotated as related to Staphylococcus multidrug resistance protein. Gene Ontology annotation, cellular component: fungal-type vacuole membrane. The coding region runs from base 1 to 1542 and encodes 513 amino acids. Gene Ontology annotation, biological process: transmembrane transport. Gene Ontology annotation, molecular function: transmembrane transporter activity. The transcript has 4 exons. The record is from RefSeq and is a predicted model, not a curated record. NCBI's taxonomy places the organism in Eukaryota, Fungi, Ascomycota, Dothideomycetes, Mycosphaerellales, Mycosphaerellaceae.